This is a messenger RNA of Zootermopsis nevadensis, 2674 nucleotides long. The record is from RefSeq and is a predicted model, not a curated record. NCBI's taxonomy places the organism in Eukaryota, Metazoa, Arthropoda, Insecta, Blattodea, Termopsidae.
GAAGUAAGUUCGUCGCGUCACAGAGUCGUGUGGGACUCUCUGAAACUUUCAUCAGGCAUAAGAAAAGUGCAACUUGUACUAAUAUGUGUUAUGUAUAAAAAUGUAUGAAGGAGCAUUUUAAAAUCACAGAAAUUUUUAAAAUACCACAUUAUUUUAUGGUACUUACUGCAUUACGUUUCUGAAUAAUGGAAUUGUAAUAAUGAGGAGCAUUUAUAUUACUUACUUCCUAAAUUUUAAGUGCAAUGUUUACUGUAGUAAAAAAAGAUUCUCAAAAUGAAGACCGAAGGAAAGUGAUUUCUUUACAUUACGCAUUACAAUUGUAAAUAUGUUUUGGUGACGAAAUGUCGUAGGCGUUUGUUGAUCAGCUGGCAAUAAAAAGUCGUGGCUUCUGAGUUGACGGACAUUUGAAUCAGUUCGCCCUUUUUUUAAUAAGAGGAUUUGUAAGUGGGCGAAAGUCAAUGGAAAAAUAUUAUUUUGACAAGGUAUGAAGAUGGCGGUCUUCUGGGUCGAAGUUUACUAAAAUUUCAGAGGUCCUUGCUGCCUCCAUCAUCAGGACAAUAAGUGAGCCGCACGUGUGGAGACUGGAAGAACCUUGGCCUAACCAGUGGACACCUGAGUCGUGGUAUCAGAAGCUGCUUCCGUGAAAGUACGGCCGACACACCAUUUAUUAAAAGUUUUAAACUACUUUUUCUGAACUGUCUAUGUAUUCAUACUCAAAUUUAUGCUCUUGGUAAAAAAUACGAGUCGAUUUUAUUCUAUUGCUUACAAUUUCAAAAUAAUAAUCAUAUAUGUAUUUUAGAGUAUGUGUAACAUUUAAACUUCCACCUUGUUUCGUCUGUACGCGUACAAGGUCACAGUUCGAAUUACGUUUGUUAAUUUUAUGUUCUGAUGGGUCAUUACACUCCAUAAAUACAAUUUUGUCCUCAGAUAAUUAAAAAACACAUGGAAUAUGUUUAGAAAAUUGCAUUUCGAACUUAUUUUCUGGAAGCCACUCAACGCGUGUCCCGUCGUACGUGUACAUUACGUGGUUAACGAGGAGGUGAAUGCCUAAGAUGACGAGGCAGCUGUGAUCUUGUUAGAAAGGAGGUGAAUCAUCUUUCUUCUUGGUUUAUGUCAGUGCCAAAUUUGAUCUGUGAAUUAGAGAAAUCGUGAAAUGCAGUGCUUCUGAUGAAACUCUAAGCAAAGUUAUUAGAGCAGCUCGGAGCGAAUUUGCUUGGAAACUUCAAGGCAGAAAACUGCGAGCCAAAAGCGCAUUUUGGGGGCUGUUCGUGAUGACCUUGGGGAAGUGACCCCAGAAUGUCGGCUGCCGGCCGCCAGACAUUUGGAGAUGAAGUACCAGUGCAAAUGAGUUCUUGCAUUUUAGUUCCUGCGUCACGGUGAAGCUUAAAAUGGGAUCUCGCUGAUAGCCGCGGCCUCCUUUCCCGCAGGGCGGCUGGCAGCAAGUUGGCCCGGAGGACCGUCUCUGGUGGGCGAGUCAUUCUGAACGUAAGGCAACUUAGUAAGGAGGGAGGAAUCCUAGGCGUAGACCUUAUUCACAGCGCAGGAUAAGGACCAGCGAGCACACGUCUAAGCACAAGCUGAACUUCGUGCGUGGCUGACGGCGUCAUGGCGGACACAAGCUGUUGCAAGAUACGCAGGACGACCGCUUCUGACUACGAAGGAAUUCUUCAGUUGAUGCGCUGCUCCUUCUUGAGGGACGAACCGCUCCACGUGGCCGUCGGGCUGACGGAUGAAGACGGCGCGUGCCUGGAAAUGGAGAAGUUCUGUCUGGAGACGCUCGCUGACGGUUUGUCUGUGGUCGCAGUGGCACCCGGUGGAGAAGUAGUGGGUGCGUGUCUCAACGGAUGCCACGAGCCUGGCCACGUGGGUCAGAUGGAGGCUGAGGCUGAAAGUUGCCCCAACCCCAAGUUAAAGAAGAUUCUCCGGUUUCUUGCUACCUUGGAGCGGCGGGCCGACGUCUUCGGCAAGUUUCCCGAGGUCGACAAACUGCUUGAGAUCCGCACCAUCGCGGUGGAUGGUGCUUGGCGCGGCAGAGGCGUCGCGACGGCUCUUAUGGAACGAACCAGACAGAUUGCGCCUGAGCUGGGCUUUGCGCUGAUCAAGGUGGACUGUACGAGCGAAUUCUCGGCGCUCGCCAUGAUGAAGCUGGACGCUCACUGUGUGUUCUCCAUGAAGUAUGCCGACUACUGUGCCCCUAACAGCGAUGAACCGGUGUUCGAACCAGAGCCCCCACACACUGGAGUCAAGACUUUCAUCCAAAUAGUGCCUCAAGGUGAGCACAGCUCACAGGCGCAGUUUGAUACCGAUAGAUCUGCGUCGUGGGGCGUCGAGGAGUUUGAGAAUCGCACUACCAACACUUUUUAGACCAGAAGUGGCGUGCAUAUUUAUUCAUGUAUAUUUGAGAAGCUCUUUCAGGUCCAAAUGCAAAUUUCCCAGAUUUUUGACAAGGUUUCAGGCGAAUUCCCAGAAGAAAAUUAUUACGCGUAAGAAGAAAUUAAACCUCAUAUUCUGACUCGUCUCAGUAAUCUCGAGAUUUUCAGCCGAGGACGAGUCACCCAGUUUCAAUCAUGCGGGCCCACCCACCCCAUUGAGUGAGCACAGCGUGAUUUUCUAGGGGGAUCAUGGGGGAAACUGAGGAUGAAAUUUAUUGGGAAAUAAAUACAAUACACGUGAA